Molecule: messenger RNA, 5011 nt
Organism: Phascolarctos cinereus (koala)
Lineage: Eukaryota; Metazoa; Chordata; Mammalia; Diprotodontia; Phascolarctidae
Source: RefSeq, a predicted model, not a curated record
UUUAAAAAAAAAAACAACAACUAAAGGAGGCUGAAGGAAGAUUAAGUGACUUGCCCAAGAUUACCUAGCCAAGAUUAUACAUUUUAGUAGCAGAACCAGGAAUAAAUCGCAGAAUGUGGAGCAUCUUACCACUAAAUAGCAUGUGCAUUUGCCAAUGCAGGAUGAUUUGGAAAUGAACUGAAUUUGUGCACUCCGGCCUAUGUGGAGCCAGAAGUCCCGUUCUGGUGAUGAGAGAGGACAGUUGCCAGUUUGAGUAGAACCAUGAAUGCUAUUGUUGCUCUUUGUCAUUUCUGUGAACUCCAUGGCCCUCGAACCCUCUUCUGUACAGAAGUUCUACACUCUCCUCUUCCCCAGGGGGCUGGAAAUGGAGAUAGCCCUGGGCAGGGAGAACAGGCUGAAGAGGAGGAAGGUGGCAUCCAAAUGAGCAGUAGAAUUCGCUCUCAUAGCCCAGCAGAAGGGGCCAGUGCUGAAUCCAGCAGCCCAGGGCCAAAGAAAUCAGACAUGUGUGAGGGCUGUCGAUCACUUGCAGCCGGACAUCCUGGGUACAUCAGCCAUGACAAAGAAACCUCAAUAAAAUAUGUUAGUCAUCAGCACCCAAAUCAUCCACAGCUCUUCAGUAUUGUUCGCCAAGCCUGUGUUCGAAGCCUGAGUUGUGAGGUCUGUCCUGGUCGUGAAGGCCCCAUUUUCUUUGGAGAUGAGCAACAUGGUUUUGUGUUCAGCCACACUUUUUUCAUCAAAGACAGUCUGGCCCGGGGUUUCCAGCGCUGGUAUAGCAUCAUUGCUAUCAUGAUGGACCGGAUUUAUCUCAUCAACUCCUGGCCCUUCCUGCUGGAGAAGAUUCGAGGGAUCAUUGAUGAACUUCAGGGCAAAGCACUGAAGGUAUUUGAGGCAGAACAGUAUGGCUGUCCACAACGUGCCCAACGGAUGAACACAGCUUUUACUCCAUUCUUACACCAGCGGAAUGGCAAUGCAGCCCGUUCUCUCACAUCAUUGACAAGUGAUGAAAAUUUGUGGGCUUGUUUGCAUACCUCCUUUGCUUGGCUCCUGAAAGCUUGUGGCAGUAGACUGACUGAGAAACUCCUAGAGGGAGCACCCACAGAGGAUACAUUGGUUCAGAUGGAAAAACUUGCUGACUUAGAGGAAGAAUCAGAAGGCUGGGACAACUCUGAAGGUGAAGAGGAGGAGAGAACUCUUUCAGUGCCAGAAGUCACAGAUGGGCGGGAAAUAGCCAAAUGCCCGACCACUCCCUCUUUGCUCUGUGGCAGCUGGCUGCCUCGAAAGCUAUCCGUCUUCAAGUCCCUCCGACACAUGAGACAGGUCUUAGGCGCACCUUCUUUUCGCAUGUUGGCAUGGCAUGUACUAAUGGGAAACCAGGUCAUCUGGAAGGGGCAAGACAUGGAUCUUGUCCAAUCAGCUUUUGAUGUUCUUCGGACCAUGCUGCCUGUAGGUUGUGUCCGAAUUAUCCCCUAUAGUAGCCAGUAUGAGGAGGCAUAUCGAUGUAACUUUCUGGGACUCAGUCCUCAUGUUCAAAUACCAUCCUACAUACAGACUUCUGAAUUUGCUGUCAUUGUUGACGUCCACACAGCCACUUGUUCCAGUGUUUAUCCAGUUGCAUGUGAUGACGAUCAAUCUCUGAGCAAGUAUGAGUUUGUGGUCACCAGUGGAGGUCCCCUAGCUACUGAUCGAGUUGGACCUACCAUCUUGAACAAAAUUGAAGCUGCUCUCACCAAUCAGAACCUUUCAGUGGAUGUUGUGGAUCAGUGCCUGGUUUGCCUCAAGGAAGAGUGGAUGAAGUAUCCAGUGCAAUGAGGAGAAGAAGGUGGGAGAAGCUGUGGGGAAAUGAUUAUCGCAGUGUGUACAAAAGGCACAAAAAAGAAAGUGCUAAAAAAAAAAAAGAAAAGAAAAAGAAAGUGCUACACGGCUUUUCCAAAGAUGAUCCUACUCAAUUCCGAAGCAGAGAACUGACCAUCUAUAACAUGUGUCCAAGAAAGACGAAGAAGCGAACUGACUCAGUGGGAUUUGUGACACAGCUGCCUGUCACAAUCUAUAAGAUGUCUUUUUAGCCAUGUGGUCAGCCAAACCAAACUGAAUAAAUUGACCUCUUUCAUAUUAUCACAGAUUUCACCGGGACUCAGUGAAAUUAAGUGUCAUUUACUACUAGGAACAUUUGGAGUACCCUGCCUUUUGAACUUAAGACAGAAAAUUUUCUCUCUCUCUUUUCAUGGCAACUUAUUCAUCUUUUAUUAUGAACAUUGUGUACCAACUUAGUAGAGUUGGGAAGCUCCAGCUCUGUUGCUGACUAUAUAACUAAACAUAAUUAAUGACCCUGUACCAUCAUUUGUCAUUUAAAGUGGUGAUGAUACUUUUACUUUACACAUGUAUUGUGAGAAUAAAGUGACAUUGUAGUAAUGUUGUGAACUAUAAUAGUGAUACUAUAAAACUCACAACAUGAAUGCUCUGUAUUGCCUUUUUAUGUGUUACAUGUAUUUAUCAUCUCUCCCAACUAAAAUGUCAAUUGCUUAAGGGCAGGAACUGAGGCUUACUCAUCUCUUCAUCCUUUAAGGUGCUCAGCAUAGUGCUUUGAAACAUGAGAAGCAUUAACAAAUUAUAAACCAAUAAAUGUCUAAAUAAACCUAAAUCACAAAAGGUUGAGACAGUAUGCUCCGCAGGACCAGGCAAGACCCUGGGGCUGAGCCAGAAUGCGAACCUUCUAGAAGCUAAAAUCUCAUACCCUUUUGCCGUGCACAAACAUGUUCAUGUGAACUGUGUGAACAGCCAAGGGGCCUUCUUGCGCCCUAUCCUAUGUAGGGGGCUGCAGGGAAACAAGGAUCGUCAACAACAGAGCAUCCAUGCAGAGACACAGGCCUGUCAAACGGUCACAAAUCACAGCAAACAGGGUUGAGGGGACAUUAUUUUUUUUUCAGGCUCUAGCAGUUUUUUCUACACUGAAGAAGAGAAGCAGGAAGGAAGAACAGUUAGUAAAUCACCAGUGACAAGCUGUGGACUGCAAAAACACCAGUACUCAUUCAUUCACUGUGCAGCUUCCUCACUCAACACUCAUGUGGUCUGCUGCUGUAUGUGUCACUUCAGAAUCCAAAUAGAAAGAUUUGGGUAAAAAACCCACAAUUCUCUGGGGCAGCUUACUUUUUCCUUUUCUCUUUAUAUUCUGUUGUUUGUUAAUAAAACCAAAAUCACAGGUUCGAUUCCCCAUUUAUGCUAGGUAGAUUCAUGGAUACAUUAUCUUCUAUCCCCAAGACCAUACCUCAAACUUCAGUCAACAUUUUAGAAAAAAAAAACGUGCUGCAAUUGUUUACUACAAAGUCCUGCUGGGACUACAGAAAUUACCCAAUGUGUCUUAUUGUCAUUAUGGGGAAAACUACUGAAAACUGUUCCCAUUCGUGCUGAGUUGAUAUAAUUUUUGAGUUAUGACAGACUUUUUUUAAACAUUACUAACUCAUCUUAUACAUACUUAAAAGAAUGUUAAGUCCUAUUGGUGAAGCAUACUGUCAUGGCUUGUGAAAAUCUACUGUUGAGAUAUGGAGCUCUUAGUGAUACAGGUAGCACAUAUAAAUAUCACUUUGUGAGUCAUAACUAAAGCAUGACAUACCUAGUUCCAGAAAACUGUCUACUUGAAACCACACCAGCAGCUAUUGACAAUACUACACUAUUUCCAUUUUAAUUCUCCUACUGUUUUUCAUUAGUUUUUACAAAUGUUUAUAUUAAGGAAAAUAAAAAUGUACUUCAUUUCUUAAUUGUUGUCAAACACCAGGAUUUCUGACCUGUGAGCUAGAAUUUAUUGGUCUGUUAACAUGGCAUGCCCAUUAACUAACCCUGUUAUUUCAUAUAACUAAAUAUGGCAAUGAUACAGAAGGCAGUACUUCUAGAUAUCUGUCCUUAAGAGACUGGUGAAUAUUAGAAUGCUAAAAAUUUAAGCACUGGAGUCAUUCAGCAGAUCUGAGGCUGAAUUGGAACUUGAAGUGGCCACUUCUAAUGCUACAAAGAACAAUAAAGGAGAUUUAUAAGUGCAAGGAAACCUAUUACAGAUACCAGGAAGAAGAGAAGUAUUAUAAUGAUUAUUGACUCCCUGUUGAAGGGUCCAGAGACAGUCAUAUGGAGGCUUGACUUAGCUCAUUAGAAGGGAGUGGUGUCUUUCUGGAGUUAGCUCUGAGAUAUGACAGACUUAUCAAACGCACAGACAGCUAUCCUCCUGCUGAUUAAGGUGGAAAUAACGACACUAAACCUAAAAAAACUCGAGGCAGGUAGCAGGAAGCCAAAGGACCUAGGAGGUCCUGACAUUGUUUUCAUCUGUUUCCCUAGAAGAAGGUUAGCAUCCUGAAAGAAAAAAGAGGAUAUAAGAAGUGAACAAUCCACUAUGUUGAUAUCAAAGAAGAGGAAUUUCUUUUCUGGACCAUGGCUUCAGACACCAAAAUGACACCUGACCAUGAAUGCCUUUACUGAGUGAUGGGAAGAAUGAAUUUGACCAGACCCUUGCCAACCUGACCAAAAAGGAUUUAAACCAAAACUAAAGAGGGAAGAGGGAAGAUGUCCACAUAAAACUAUAAAAUGAGAAACUGUAGAGUUUAAUAGGUAUAACACGGGACAAUGGUAGAAUAAGUGCUUGAUAAUUCAAAGGAAAAGAAUGGAGAAGAAUAGAAAAAAAAAACAGGGUCUCAGAUGUCUACAUGCACAGAAUAUGGAUAAUAAACUGAACUUGACAUUUAACAAGUAUAUAUAAGCUCAUUAAGACUUGGUGGGAUAUGACACAGUUUUAAGUGAGCAAAAUCCAUAGAACAGUUUAUACAAGGGCAGAAUGGUUGUAAAGAAACAACUCUGAAAAACUUGAGAACUCUGAUUCAUGCAACAUACAACUGCAUCUCCACAAGACCUAACAAUGAAGCAUGUUACCACCAGACAGGUGCUGGACAUAAGAUGCAGGAAGACAACAUUUUUGGACGUGGUUUAACUAAAGUGGCAGGUAGGUGGUGCAGUGGAUAAAGCACGGGCCCUGAAG